AGACAGAGAGAGAGGAAAGGCGUCCCCAGGACCUGGAGCAACCACAAGGGCAACAACACACACACACACACACACACAGGGGGCUGGGUUCCAGGAGGAGACGAAGGAGAAGAAGAAACUGAGGAGGCAAAGGCUUUCCUCCAAAAUGGUCACCUGGGCACCAGGCUUGUAAAAAGAACAGAAAUACUACUACGCUCCUACCACUGCUAUUAUUAUUAUUAUUAUUAUCCUCAUCCUCAUCCUCGUUUCGGUGAAGAAGAUGCCUUUCCGAGGUGGAGCCCUGCGGGGCAAAAGCAUCGCCCUGAUGGUCUUCCUGGAGUAUAUCCUUUCUGGAGCAGAUUCAAUGACACUACGAGCCUUCCGUUGUGAUGGGCAUUCCUGCAAUCCUGCCGUGGGGAAUCUAGCAACAGGCAGGACACCAGUCACACUGACCAUGUGUGGACAGAACAGCACAGAACUUUACUGCUUUUACCCUGACCACCACCUCCUUCAUCCAGCCUCCCAAGGUUGUGGGCAGCCCAGGUGCACGAAGUGUAAUGCCAACCAGCCUGAUAAUUCUCACCUCCCUUACGCCAUGACUGAUGACUUCUUUCUAAACCCUAUGUCUUGGUGGCAGUCUGCACAAGGAGUACACCGGGAAGAAAUCAGGCUGGAUUUGGAAACUGAAUUCUAUCUAACCCAUGUCAUUGUAGUGUUCAAGUCUCCUCGACCAGCAGCCAUGGUGCUGGAAAGAUCCCAAGACUACGGGCAGACAUGGAGGCCUUAUAAAUACUUUUCUGCCAACUGCACAGCCACCUUUGGGCUCCCAGAUGACACCACCGAAGAUGGUGCUCUUUGUACUUCUAGGUAUUCGGAUGUGGUGCCUUGCACCAGAGGUGAGGUGAUUUUUCGUGCCUUAACACCUACCAACAAAAUUGAAGACCCAUACAGUCCUGAAGCGCAAGAUCUUUUGAAGCUCACCAAUUUGCGGAUCUUGCUAUUAAAGAGGCAGGAGUGUCCCUGCCAAGGCUCAGGGCUGCUGGAGAAACCCCACCGGUUUGCCCACUAUGCCAUCUAUGACCUAAUUGUCCGGGGCAGCUGCUUUUGUAAUGGCCAUGCAGAAGAAUGUCAGCUUCCCAAUGGGACAGGUGUUGUUGACAAUGUGGUCCAUGGGAGGUGUGUGUGCAGACACAACACUGCAGGACACCAUUGUGAGAGAUGUGCACCAUUAUACAACGACCAGCCAUGGGAGCCAGGCGAUGGAAAAACAGGGGCACCCAAUGAAUGCAGAAAGUGCCGCUGUCACAAUCAUACUGAUAGCUGCCAUUUUGACCAAAAUGUCUGGCUGGCAUCAGGAAAGAAGAGUGGAGGUGUCUGUGACAACUGCAAGCACAACACAGAGGGCCACCGGUGUCAACGAUGCAAACCUGGGUUUUACAGAGACAGAGGGAAACCCAUGUCUUCUCCACAGAUUUGCAAACCCUGCUCUUGUCAUCCCAUGGGCUCAGUGAGUGCCACCUUCAACCAGAGCUGGAAAUGCCAUCCAAAGACAGGAUUCUGUUACUGCAAGGCUGGUGUUGCAGGCCCAAAAUGUGACAGAUGUCUCUUAGGAUACUGGGGCUUUGGAGAAAAUGGCUGUCAACCUUGUGACUGUGCUAGGGAUUGUAACAAGCAGACUGGAGAGUGUCUCAGCAGUUAUGACAAUCAGGCUUUUUUCAAUAUUCCAAUUGGUGGGAGAAUCCCUGACCUCAUUCAAACACCAGCCAAUGAAAGUGAUGAUGAGUGGCAAUGGAAUGACCAUGAACAGGGAUUUUCUGCACUAAGACAUCCAGAAAAAUGUGUAUGCAAAGAGAGGAUACUAGGAAGUGCCAGCAAUUUCUGCCAGAUGAAAUAUGCUUAUGUGAUAAAAGCAAAGAUCCUCUCAGCUCAUGACAAAGGAACUCAUGCCGAAGUAAUUGUGAAGGUGAAAAAGGUUCUGAAGUCAGGCAAAGUGAAAAUCACAAGGAGUAACCGGAGCAUCUAUCCAGAGUCUUGGACCAAUAGGGGGUGUACAUGCCCUAUUCUAAACCCUGGCAUAGACUACCUGAUAGCAGGACAGGAAGAUACACGGACCAACAAACUCCUUGUGAAUAUGAACAGCUUGGUGAAGCCCUGGAAAGCUCACUGGGGAAAAAUCGUAGCUGACAUGCUUCGAACUGGAUGCAAAUAGUAUCUUCUUUCAAAGUGAAAGCCAUGAACUUUACAUGCUAGUACUGUUGCAGUGAAAAGCCUAGUUAGUUUUCUUACUGUCAAUCAAAACAUUUCUAAGGGGAAUUUAAAAACAAGGCUCACUUUGUCCCCUCCCACUACAGGCUUUAGAAGAAAAUUUGUGCCAUUUCUUUUUUUCAAGAGAACAAUCCUCAUCUCAUCCAUACAGAAAAACCUUCAGGACUUAACUGACUCUGUACACCUAUAACUCACAGCUCAGCUGAUAGCAUCCCUCCAUGGUUCUCCAGAGCUUUCACAUAAACAUACACACAAAUACCCACCAUGUACAUGGGCUACAAACUGACUUGGCUUCAUCCAUGAACCAACCUGAUAUGACUAAACAUGCAAUUGCUGCAGUGAAACAUUCAGUUUUGUGAGGCUGCUCUUUUGAAGUGGUCCUGAGGGAUGAAUUACAAGGUUGCCAAAUUGCAAGAGUAAGAAUUACUCACAGGUUGGGCUUAUCAUGGCACUCUUGCUUAAUCUAGCCGUCCUUUCCCUUUUCAAGCUCACUAUGCAAACUACAGUUGAAAUUAUACAGCCCUUUGGGUUCCUAGAGUGUAUUAUGACCCAUUGGUGUUUGCACUGGAACUGAAAGAUUCUGUAGAUAUAUUUAUGUCUAUGCUUGUAUUUUGCCAGGGAAACAGGCAGAGCCUGUGAGUAUAGGGAAGGAUAAGAGGGUCCCCAGCACUUAGGCCUCCAAGGUUUCUGUGAUGUGGAGGAUAUAGAUAGGAUCUGAUCCUGCAGGCAGGAAUUUCCAGGGAUUUCUCUUUGCUUUUCUACACAGCAUUUGGGAAAAAGGAGGUGGCUAGAUAUGUUUGUGGUGGGAGAAGGCUGGUUGCAUUAGAGCCCGUGGAUUGGCCUUCUGUGGGGCCCAGUUCUCUCAAGGCAUAUGCUGGCUCAACAAUUCUUCUGCCUAUACAGGUGAGUCUACUUGCACUCUUCAGGGAUCUGCUCACUGAUUGCCUUUCCAUUGUCAGUCGUUGGACCACCCAACUUUCUGGAAGAUUGCUACUGUAAAGAACUAUUGGGGCCAGUGGCAUUUACUUUGCAAGGGGAAAAGGCUCUAUCAACAUGCAAUUUGGUGGUUGUCAACUGGAACCUGGCUUGAUUUGGGGUUGGUGCAUUCAAAGAAGUCAUGAUGUGGCAAAAGGGAUGUAUUGGACUGUCGAUUCAAGGAAAAAUUUUGUAGGGGUAGUCAACAGCAACUCUGGUAUUUUUGGACUGCAACUUCUAUGAUCUUACCAAUGACUCUACUGGCUAAACCUAAUGGGAAUUGCAAUCAGAUAUCUGAAGGGCCACAACUGGGCUAGCCAUAUGGUUAAUCAACUUCUCUUUCCAAUGUGUUCUGAUUCUUAAAUUCUGUUCUAUUAAUAUUUCAUGUGAAGAUAUUUACAGAGCCACUUUCAGGCUUGUGCCUGCUUUCAGUUGGUUGCAUGCUGUCCUGCUUCAGGUGUGUGGAUUUGGUCUAAAGAAGUCUUCAGAGCAAGACUUUCCAAAGUGUUCAAACUAGGGUCAGAUAAAUCUUCCUGAGGUUUAAUGUUCUCUGCUGGCCAACACCCUGCAUAUAGAGAGCAGGGCCACAAAGUCUGAGGUGUAGAUCUUCUAGCACAAAAUGUUAUUCAAUUGAUUACUGAGUCAGUACAGGCAGGUAGCUAUGUCAGCCUCUUGCACUGCCUGGGUGCUAUACAGCUUGCUGAUCAGUCAGAUCUGCUCUACAGAAAAAUUGGAGAGGCAAAUGGCCUCCUAGCAACUCUUCAUGCUUUGUUAUGUGAUAAUGCAGAGGAAAGCUAUGAUUAAAAAUGUUCUUUUCUAUGUGGUCUUUACCAAGCCCAACUUUUCCAGUAAGACCGCCAGAUGCAGCGUGAAUCACUAUUUAUGUGGAGACUUGGGCUAUGAGCAUGCAUGGACAAUCACUGGGAUUUAAGAUUUUUCCUCCAUGGCUCAAGCUCUGCAUACCCCACAUCUUACCUCUGCUCUGCAGUACAGCUGGCAGCCAUGCUAUUCUGUAACGGUGUCAACUAGUAGACUGUCCCUUUAAAAAAAAAAUUAUUACAAGCACAUUUAGUCCUUUACUCGUUUUUUUUCCUUAAGGGAAUCAUUUUUUAAACCCAUUGUAAAUAUAAUCUGUCAAGUUUAUAUUAUGGACAGUUUCUAUUGUGAACUUCCCCUUGAGUCUUGCAGCAAGUUAAUAAAGGUGAAGGCUUGGCUUGAAUGAGCACCCAUUUACAGAAACCAUUCACAGUACUUUCAUUUAAAUAGCAUCUUUUUCUUAUGGUAAGGUGGGCAACUGUCAGAUGUUUUUAGACUGCAGCUCCCUUAAUCCCUCAUCAUUGACUGU
Messenger RNA from Sceloporus undulatus (fence lizard), 4564 nucleotides. Its product is annotated as netrin-4-like. Lineage: Eukaryota; Metazoa; Chordata; Lepidosauria; Squamata; Phrynosomatidae. Gene Ontology annotation, biological process: cell migration; basement membrane assembly; substrate adhesion-dependent cell spreading. The coding region runs from base 260 to 2188 and encodes 642 amino acids. The transcript has 11 exons. Gene Ontology annotation, cellular component: laminin trimer. Gene Ontology annotation, molecular function: protein binding. The record is from RefSeq and is a predicted model, not a curated record.